CCUCCACUGUUGUUUUAGAGAGUCUGGCAGUAUGCCCAACUUCAGACCUGGGGAAAAAUAUGACCUUUUUAUAAAUGGAUUUCAUGCAAUUCUACAUCAUUUUAGAUGACUGGAGACUUUCUGAGAAUCUUUUUUAACACCUCACCAAUGACCAAAAUGACAGGCUGCUUUGACACUGAGAUCAAUAAAAACGACCUUGUCUCUAAUCCAUCAAUAGCCUAGGCCAGGUGUGUGGAGAAACACAUUGUACAAUAUGAGGAGGAAGUUAUAGUCCUAAACAAUCUUUCCAGUUUCACUGACUCACCCAAUGAUGUGCAGCUCACUCACCGGCCAAAAGCUUCUCUCUCUUGCUUUACUUUGUAAAACUAUGCUGUUCGCUCAAUAGGCCUAGAUGGAGUUGAUAACUUCUUAACAUACAGACAGAUUAGUAUUUUAUUUUCAGCAGGAUCCAUUUGCUUUACAACCUGUGUUUUCCAGUGACUGUAUUAGAAAUAUUGCUAAAGGCCUGUUUUGGCUGCAUGCUGUUCACUGACAGAUUUGCCACACGUUCCUGACUGUAGACAUGCCUUGUGAUUUGACUACACACAAUCCACAGCUAGGCUAUUUUAUUUAAAUGAUCUAUUGAUCCUCUGUAGCUAAAUACUCCUGGUGUAGUUUUGGGAAUUAUUUCAUUUGUUUCUGAACAGACUGCAGAGUGCUGCAGAACCUCAACACACUUCCCGCAGCUAUUAUUCUAUUAGGAAAUAAAUUAUGUGUAAUGCUGGAGAGAUGAGUUGCUGGCUCAUGUCUAUAACAGCACAGAGAGGGAGAGAGAUCAUAGAAAGUGAAUCUCAUUUUAGUUCUGUGAGAGAUACAGGCGUGCUUCUCUCUCACCACAGCAAUGGCCACGCCUUGGUCUAAAUAGGCUACAAUGUUGCACAAACCAUAAACCAGGGACGGUCCAACAUUAAUACAUUCUUAGAAUAUCAGGCACGUUUUCACAUUUAUGUUUUUAGGGGGCAUGACAAUUACAGAGAAAUCCAAAAUGUAAUUACUCUCGUUUUAAUAGGAUUUUUACCUUGCAAACAGUGGAAAUCAUUUUUCAUGCCACAGGAGGUAGGCUACCUGAUCUUUGCAAAUGGGUUCCGGAACGAAAGACUACAAAACUGAGAGGUGCUGGAGGAUCCGGCUCAAAUUAAGCACCGCCCUUCUCAUAUAAUGUGGUUAGGCCAUCCCAAGGAUCUCUGAAUGCAUGGAUGGUUGCAUCAAAGAUUUUGUUUCCAAUGGGAAGAGAUGAGUCAUACUGGGCAGAGCCAAGCACGAGUCAGCGAGAUCUUAUUGGCGCGUUCUAGCAAACAUCUGCAUAUAUAUGUUUGGGAACGCCUCCUUUGAAGUGCUCGUGUGCAAUAACUACAUUUGUGUUCCUUCUAAACAACGUGAUAAAAAAAUUGUUGCAACGGGUAAAGUCUACAAGACUUUGUCCACUCUGUUCACAACAGAUUUUAGUUUUGGGAAAAGAAAACUAUAUUAAAAUCAUUUGUUUCAUUGAUUAGAACAUCUGCAGAAUGUCGGCCAAAAUCCAUCUUCUCCCACUGCCGGCCAGUGGGCUUCCUCUCACUACCAUAUUUGGUAUUGUCAUGACAUUCCAUGCUAAAUAACACAACUAUUAUCAUAUUUAUCAUAUUUGGUAGUGAGUGGAAACGCUAAACAGAUGCUUCACAUUUCUACAUCCUGUGAAAUAUCUGUCUCGUUGUUCUAUCUGUGGCAGCACUGUGGUCGUGGGGGAACAGGAAGUUCCGGGCAGGCACGCACCAUUCUUAACAAUAAAGAAAGCACUAAGAACUGUGAUGUCUAGAAGAGAACCUUUGUGUCCAUUUCUAUUUAUUACUACAGAAUUAAGUCUGAGGCCGGUAACAUCAACAGUGACGACAAACCCAGCCUGCCUCUCUUCUUCCACACGAAGUCUAAACCUACAGUCACUGGGUCCUGAUUUUGACAGUGGAGCCCAGUUUGUACUGCAGGAUCCAGAGAUGGCAUCAGUGAAGCUAGAAGACUGCAGUCAAACACUGGAGCUGAAUGUCAACAUUAUAGAUGAAGAUGAGGAGGAGAAGAUUGGGACAUCUGUUUCUCCUGGAGACCAUGUUGAGACAUCCUCUACAUCCAGAGAGCAACAGCAGGAAGAUCACAGAGCUAAGAGGUCUCACUACUGCCCACAUUGUGAGGAGAUUUUCCCAAUUCUAUCAAAGCUAAAAACACACCUAAAAAUACACAAAGGAGAGAAUCCCUAUUCCUGUACUGACUGUGGGAAGAGAUUCACAACAUCAGGGGUUCUGACAGUUCAUCAGAGAGUGCACACUGGAGAGAAGCCUUACUUCUGCUCUGACUGUGGAAAGAGUUUCUCUAAACAGAACAACUUAAAAUAUCACCAGCGAAUACAUACAGGAGAGAAGCCUUACUCCUGCUCUGACUGUGGGGCGAGUUUCUCUCGACUCAAUACCUUAAAAACACACCAGCUAAUACAUACAGGAGUGAAGCCUUACUCCUGCUCUGACUGUGGAAAGAUUUUCUCUCAACUGGGCCACUUAAAAAGACAUGAACAUAUACAUACAGGAGUGAAGCCUUACUACUGCUCUGACUGUGUAAAAUGCUUCACAACAUCAACUGAGCUAAAAGUUCAUCAGAGAACACACACAGGAGAGAAGCCUUACUCCUGCUCUGACUGUGGAAAGAGUUUCUCUGUAAUGGGCAACUUAAAAACACAUGAACGUAUGCAUACAGGAGUGAAGCCUUACUCCUGCUCUGACUGUGGAAAAUGCUUCACAACAUCAACAGAGCUAAAGGUUCAUCAGAGAACACACACAGGAGAGAAGCCUUACUCCUGCUCUGACUGUGGAAAGAGUUUCUCUGUACUGGGCAACUUAAAAACACAUGAACGUUUACAUUCAGGAGAGAAGUCUUACUCCUGCUCUGACUGUGGAACGAGUUUCUCUCAAAUGGGCCAGUUAAAAAGACACCAAGGUAAACAUAAAGGAGAGAAGCCUUACCACUGAUCUGACUGUAUAAAAUGUUUUAAAACAACAGCUGAGCUAAAAGGUUAUCAGAGAACAGACACAGGAGAGAAGCCUUACUUAUUCUCCUAAUGUGGCAAGAGUAACUCAAGUGAAAGUCACCAAGUAAAAUACUACUUGAGUAAAAGUCUAAAAGUAUUUGGUUGUAAAUAUAUUUAUGUAUCAAAAGUAAAUGUAAUAACUAAAAUAUACUUAAGUAUCCAAAGUAAAAGUAUGAAUAAUUUCAAAUUCCUUAAAUUCAUAUCUAUGGGAUGGGUGUCCCUAAACCGGACGGUUGUUGCUAACUUGCGCUAAUGCGACUAGAAUGACCUUGUAUUCAACAGCCAACUUUCCAGGACAUUGACAAGCUUAAAUUCUUGUUAAUCUAACUGCAGUGUCCAAUUAACAGUAGCUAUUACAUUGAAAAAUGCCUUGCUAUUGUUUGAGGAGCGUAUACAACAACAACUUUUAUCACGGCAACUGGUUUGAUACCUUCACCUCUGAAGGUAAAUAAUGUACUUACAUUCAGUAAUCCUGCUCUGAUUUGUCACCAUGAGGGUCCCAGAGAUAAAAUGUAAUAUAGUUUUGUUUGAUUAAAAUCUAUUUUCAUGUUCAAAUGUAGGAACUGGGUUCUACAUUUUGAACCCCUGUUGUCUCUGGCUCCACAUCCACCCCGCCCGGCCAUCUAGAUGUGUGAAAGUUAGUCUGUAAGCUAAUGAUCCAUCGUGUAUGACAUUCCUGAGUGUGUAAUCUUACAUUUUUUAUUACCAUAGCAUUUGUAUAUUUUCUCUAUAGUUAUGUACACAAAUGUAUCAAUUGACCAAUUUGGGACGUUUUGGCAAACUCCUGGCAGACUUGAUAAGGUGCAGUAAUGUGAUUCUUCACUGCAUCAGUCAAACUGUGCACACUGCUCCCAUCUGGUGGAACAAAAUAUAAAUUACACCUAGACUCCUAUCUGAAAGUAUUGACUUUCUCUUGCAUUUCAAAGAUGAUGAAAAAGAAAAAUAGUUGUUUGUUUGUUUGUAUUAUCUUGUACCAGAUCUAUUGUGUUAUAUUCUCCUACAUUAAUUUCACAUUUCCACAAACUUCAGUGUUUCCUUUCAAAUGGUAUCAAGAAUAUGCAUAUCUUUGCUUCAGGUGCUGAGCUACCGGCAGUUAGAUUUGGAUAUGUCAUUUUAGGUGAUUUUUUGUUUUGUUAAAGGGUACGAUCCUUAAGAGGUUUUUAAGCAAACCAGAUGGCACAAUUGUGUUGUUUUUAUAUUGCAGUAAUUAAAUAAUAAAGUUUGAUU
Salmo salar (Atlantic salmon) is the source of this 4315-nucleotide messenger RNA. Lineage: Eukaryota; Metazoa; Chordata; Actinopteri; Salmoniformes; Salmonidae. The record is from RefSeq and is a predicted model, not a curated record.